GCAAAGCAUCCAUGACAUAGUCGAUGGCGGCGCCUUCAAGGGGCUCUCUUAAAAUAGGGCUGAAUAAAUCAAAUGAUUACAAAGUGCUAUAAAGCGAUAUGCUUUUCUAAUUAAAGGGUACCAACACAUCAAUAGCUCUUCGAUAAAAACGUACACUGACAUCGCCUGUCAACUGUCAUCCCUGAGUGCGUGCACUACAAAAAUUUAUUUGAUCGGCGAGAACGAAAACUAAAAUGAAGAAAAUAGAAAAUAAAUCAAAGCCAAAGACAAGCCUCAAGCCCACUCCCAUGGAAGUGGGGAAGGCUCGCUCUGAUAAGCCGAAACCAAAGAAAGGUGAGGCCCCUGCUGAGAAACCCGUGAAGAAGCACAAGGUGGGCGUCAUCACCAUAUCCAACGUACCCAAGGACAUGACCGACCUGCGCCUGUACGAAAUCAUGCGCAUGCACAGCGCCAUCGGCUGUGUUUACGUGCAGCCGAAAGAGCUGUCAAGUUUCAAGACAAAUAACAACCAGCGUAAGGGCUGGGUGGAAUUCAUUUCGAAAAGUGGGGCCAAAAAAAUCGCUCGAGAGCUAAACAACAAACCUAUAACCGGAAACAAGUCGUCCCCAUUCUAUGGCUUGCUGUGGAACAUGAAGUUCCUGCCGCGCUUCAAGUGGGACCAUCUACGCGAUCGCGUGAAGUACGAGGUGGGCCUUACGUACAAACGCCUUCACGCGCAUGCCCGCAAGCAGACCGCCUUGAACAAUCCCCAUAAGAGCGAGUUCAUCAAGAAGCAGGCGAAGAAGGCCAAGUAAGCGAAGAAGGCCGAGGACGACGGGGAUGCCUGAGUUCACGCUAGACUGUUGCAUCCAAUGUUUACUUGACUGCCAAAUAUAUCUUAAUUAAAUAGA
Messenger RNA from Drosophila mauritiana, 890 nucleotides. Its product is annotated as pre-rRNA-processing protein esf2-like. The coding region runs from base 234 to 794 and encodes 186 amino acids. The record is from RefSeq and is a predicted model, not a curated record. Lineage: Eukaryota; Metazoa; Arthropoda; Insecta; Diptera; Drosophilidae. Gene Ontology annotation, molecular function: RNA binding. Gene Ontology annotation, biological process: small-subunit processome assembly; endonucleolytic cleavage to generate mature 5'-end of SSU-rRNA from (SSU-rRNA, 5.8S rRNA, LSU-rRNA); endonucleolytic cleavage in 5'-ETS of tricistronic rRNA transcript (SSU-rRNA, 5.8S rRNA, LSU-rRNA). Gene Ontology annotation, cellular component: nucleolus. The transcript has 2 exons.